Molecule: messenger RNA, 2686 nt
Organism: Periophthalmus magnuspinnatus
Lineage: Eukaryota; Metazoa; Chordata; Actinopteri; Gobiiformes; Gobiidae
Gene: evx2
Product: even-skipped homeobox 2
Exons: 3
Coding region: 1-1239 (412 amino acids)
Biological process (GO): regulation of transcription by RNA polymerase II
Cellular component (GO): nucleus
Molecular function (GO): RNA polymerase II cis-regulatory region sequence-specific DNA binding; DNA-binding transcription factor activity, RNA polymerase II-specific
Source: RefSeq, a predicted model, not a curated record
AUGAUGGAGAGGAUAAGAAAAGAGAUGAUCUUGAUGGAGAGAGGGCUGCACAGUCCCGUGGCAGGGAAGAGGCUGACGGACACGCCGGGGAACUCGGUGCUCGAGGCCCUGGAAAACUCGCAGCACAGCGGACGUCUGAGCCCCAGGAUCACCUCUGCCUCUCUCCAUGGAAAUCUGGGGGAUAUCCCGAGCAAAGGCAAGUUUGAAAUAGACAGUCUCUUCGGCUCACACCAUAGCAACGACAACGGCUCAGCGGACAUCUCAUCGUCGGAAAACAGGAAGAAGAUGAGUCUUUAUUCUGAAGUUUCCCAGGAGUCUGAUAUUAACAGCGAUGUCGAAGUGGGAUGCCCGGCGCACCGAUCUCCAAGCCAGCACAAGGAGAACAAAGGCUUCUCGGACAGUAACUCGGCGUCCUCCAACACCAGCUCCAGCUCACUGUCCAACAUGAACGGCAGCUCCGCAGGCAACAGCUCCAACUCUGACCAGGUCCGGAGGUACCGUACCGCCUUUACACGAGAACAGAUUGGCCGCUUGGAGAAGGAGUUCUAUCGGGAAAACUACGUAUCCAGGCCGCGGAGGUGUGAGCUGGCCGCGGCGCUCAAUUUGCCAGAAACUACAAUCAAGGUUUGGUUUCAAAACCGAAGAAUGAAGGACAAGAGGCAGCGUUUGGCUAUGUCUUGGCCGCAUCCCGCAGACCCCAGCUUCUACACCUACAUGAUGACGCACGCGGCUGCUACCGGAAGUUUACCUUACCCAUUCCACUCACACAUGCCACUCCACUACUAUCCACACGUUGGGGUCACGGCUGCCGCAGCGGCUGCAGCGGCCACUGGUGCCGCCUCAUCACCUUUUGCCACUUCAAUACGGCCCCUCGACACCUUCCGCGCGCUCUCACAUCCAUACUCACGGCCGGAGCUCUUGUGCAGCUUCAGACACCCGGGACUGUAUCAGUCACCCGCAGGCCUCAACAGCUCUGCCGCAGCAUCAGCAGCUGCCGCAGCAGCGGCGGCGGCGGCAGCGGUGAGUGCACCUUCAGCCAGUGGGCCGUGUUCGUGUCUGAGCUGCCACAGCAGUCAGGCUGCUAGUGCCAUAGGCUCGAGGAGCACGAGUGCUGACUUUACCUGCACAGCAUCCACGCAGCGCUCCGAAAGCAGUUUUUUGCCGUAUUCUGCCGCUGUCCUCAGCAAGACCUCAGUCCCAUCCCCAGACCAGCGAGAAGAAUCGUCGCUCAACAGAUAACUGCAUAAAGCCAGGCGCUGCAACUUGAGUGGAAAAAACUUGUGUAAGGUCAGGCCACAGCCAUUGGAGCAUUUUGUAACGCCACUGUAAAACCAACAGAACAUUUUCAAUGUCCAUCUCCUAAAGACCGUUUAACAUCCCCAUGUGGAAAUUACGCAAAACUUUGCAUCCAGUUUAAACCUUUCUUAAAAACAAACAAAAACCUUGGCAUCUCCUGCUCGAUGCGUCCUCCCAACAACUGUUUGAAUUUCACAGUAGUUAUAUGAGGGAGCAUAGGAUAGAUAUCGGACUCAAUGUGUAACUUUCUCUACAUCCAAAUAUGUUAGGCCUAUGCUGCGUCGGGUGUAAAUCCAUGUCAACAUAGCCCACGGUAGAGUUCAUAACUCAAUCACACAAACCUAGGCUACAAUUUUGGCUAUGUGAAAGUCAACCUGCUGAGCAUUAUUAGCUUGGUGUUAUAGGGCAGCAGAGCGCUCGCUAAUUUAGGCGUCUAGCAAGCAGAAGGUGCUACUUGGCCAUCUUUCUUCACUAGACCUAAUAGACUGAGAUUUUGGCAGCAAUAGCAUCUUCCUACACCCAGCCUGUGCUCUAUGGGGACAACCCUAAUCAGCUACCAGGUGCAUAUCAUUUUGCACCGCGUCUUUCAUGUCAAUUUUUAUGUUAAUAAUGAGAGGAUCAUGACAAAAAUUGCCAAUCAUAUACCUAGAUGGAGCUCCUUUGAAUACAUGGCUAUAGUGGAGCCGGUCGUUGGGAGAGCCGCUGUCAUGUGCUAACAACCCGCGGAGGGAAGUCAUUAGACAUACAAAAGAGGUGGAACAAAGCGAAGCGACAGACAGAAAGCACUGUAGGCCUAUGAGGCUGAAGAAGGCUUCCAAAUUAAACGCCAACCUUCUAAGAGCGCACACAAACGCGUUGGUUAAUAAUAGAAAAUACCAAGACACUGGUUGCCACUGUUCAAUUUACAUGUCCGGAGCUCGUUAGUGAAGUCCAGUGUUGGAAUAUUCCUGUAGGAGCAGACUAUUGACUGGAAGUAAGCGAGGCGCAAGGGUUCACUCGGUAGCCCGACUUUAACCUCUAUCAGCGCCUCUAGAAAUGGCUGCCUAUAAUUUUCCGUUCCUGUUGGGACAUUCACCGAUAUGUUGAUUUUAAAACAUGUGAAAUAUAAUGCGCGAAAUAUUUUGCUACUGAUCGUCCUCCAGAUCCACGACUGUGGUUAUAGGCUAGGUUAUUCUUUUGGCGCGUAUUCUGUUUGAAUAGGCUAUUUUGCCUUUAAUUUAUUUUCUGUGACUUGCUGAAUGUUUUAUUGUUAAACACUGGAUGAACCAUAGCCUAUACUACAAAUUGAAGUCGCCAAAAAUAGUCCUGACCUACACAAAACCUAAACAAAAUUCAAAUGGCUUUAAGGGCUGAAAUGAAGCACUGAAAAACAUUCAAUUCCCAUUGGCCU